This is a messenger RNA of Penaeus vannamei (Pacific white shrimp), 680 nucleotides long. The record is from RefSeq and is a predicted model, not a curated record. NCBI's taxonomy places the organism in Eukaryota, Metazoa, Arthropoda, Malacostraca, Decapoda, Penaeidae.
AUGGCGCAGGCGCUGGCAGAGAAGCUCUCGCGAGAGAGGCUGACCUCCGCCUUGGAGCGCGCGUCAAAGGCUCUCAAGAAGAAGCUGGCCGACGACUUCGAGCCGGAGAAGAUCCCGGAGAUAGUGGACGAGCUCCUCCGUCUGCAGGAGGAGGAGGACAUCGAGCUGAAGAGCGCCGACGUCCCUCAGCUGCGCCGGGAGCUCGCGGGGCUGCCUCGGGCGGACGCCUCCAAGGAUCUAGCCCUGCGGGUUCUGGAACUCUUCCAGAAGAGCGAUCGAGGGCAGUCCACCUACGGCUUCGUCGUGAUCCAGGGGGACCAUCAUACCAUCGCCGUGGGCACAGUCAACGCUUUUGAGGUCAAGUUCAAUCGGGAAUUCGCUAUCGCCAACAAGCACGGGCGAGGCGGCCAGUCUCAGAACCGCUUCGCCCGGUUGGCCGAAGAGAGCCGACAGAACCACCUUCGGGCCGUGUACGAGCGCAUGCAGAGAGCCUUCCUCGCGGAGGACUCCUCUCCUGUCGUGGACGCCAUCGUGGUCGCCGGGCCAGGACCCAUGAAGGCGGACUUCAUGGAGAGCCUCCCGACCCGCUGGCACCCUCUGACCUUCGAGGAGACCGUAACCACCACGCAGGCGGGGCCGACGGGGCUGCAGCAGCUGGUGGCGCAUAUGAAGGAGGCGUG